Salvia splendens (bonfire salvia) is the source of this 1907-nucleotide messenger RNA. Its product is annotated as BRASSINOSTEROID INSENSITIVE 1-associated receptor kinase 1. Lineage: Eukaryota; Viridiplantae; Streptophyta; Magnoliopsida; Lamiales; Lamiaceae. The record is from RefSeq and is a predicted model, not a curated record. Gene Ontology annotation, biological process: protein phosphorylation. Gene Ontology annotation, molecular function: protein kinase activity; ATP binding. Bases 461 to 1762 code for a protein of 433 amino acids. The transcript has 8 exons.
UCGCUUGUAUUCCUUAUACCUCAAAGCAAACGCACCCUAAGAGUCGAGACAAAAUCAUUAAUUUGGUAAAAAGAAAUUAUGAAGAUAGAAGAUGGGAAUCGAUGGUCGACAAAGAUGGUGAAGAUGAUUCCAUGGAGGCAGUGGUGAAGCGGCUGGUGAUUAUAGCUGUUCUCUGCACACAAUACGACCCAGACAAACGUCCAAGGAUGUCGAAUGUGGUGAGGAUGUUGGGAGCUGGUGGUGGCUCGGCUGAGUGGUCCGAGGAAGAAGUCAGAAAAGAAGAGUAUCCUCUCAACAACUGUCCCAAUUCAGAGUGGAUAGGUGGGACAUUCUUUUUUAUUUCGCAGCAAUUUCUGAGAAGAAGGCUAUCAAUUUCAACUGAAUUUGCAUUGCAUUACAUUUAAAUUGUGGCAACUGGGAGAGACUGGUGCAAUGUUGGUUGUAUACUAUAAGUUGAAACAUGUCAUAUUCGUCGCCUCGGGACAACUGGGAGAGGCUGGUGACAGCAGUGGUGAAGAGAGAGCAGAUAUGGCAACUCUGCCACCAAAACUCCAUCUCCACCAUUGCUUCUGAUUAUACCGACGUAACUCUCAGUUUUUCAAGUGUGAGAUCUGUUUCCUCAUCAUCGCAUCAACUUCCAGUUAUAAAUGAUUCUAUCAUCGAAGAUAGGAAAAAUGCUUCUAAAACUAUAUCACAGAAGCUAUUUUCUGCUCUGCGUUGGAAAAGGAAACCAAAGGACUGUGAUGUGCGCGAAGGUUUGGUUGGCAUUCCCGAGUAUGAUGGACUUGAGAGCUUUUCCCUACUUGAGCUACUAAUUGCAACGGACAAUUUUAGCUACAAAAAUUUCAUUGGACGUGGUGCACAUGGUACAGUAUAUAAAGGUCGACUGAACAAUGGCUCUGUAGUGGUAGUUAAAAGAUUAAAACAAGUAAUUGAGUUACAACUAGAAAUGGCGAGCCUUGUAAUACAUCAUAAUGUAAUCAAACUUAUUGGAUUUUGCAUUACACAAGAAGAACAGCUGCUUGUUUAUCCUUUCAUGCAGAUUGGAUGUUUGGAAUCAUGCUUAAAAAGGAGACAGCCUGCACUUGGCUGGCCAGUUAGAAACUCGAUAGCGCUUGGGGUCGCAAAAGGUCUAGCUUAUUUGCAUGAAGAAUGUGUCAGAACUAUCAUUCAUCGCGAUGUUAAUGCUGCAAAUAUACUGUUGGAUGAGGACUUUCAAGCAGUCUUGGCUGACUUCUGCUUGGCCGAAUUCAUGGACUGCCACGAUGAUUCUACCAUAAAAGGGACAUCCGGUCAUAUGGCCCCUGAGUAUAUGUUAGCCGGUAAGUUUACAGAGAAAGCCGAUGUUUUUAGCUAUGGGAUCUUUCUUCUUCAGCUCAUCACAGGACAGUAUAGUCAUGAGCUUCAACAUCUUGCGACUAAGGAUGGGAUGCAGUUACUUGAAAUGGUAUAUACAGUAUACAAGGAGGAAAAAUUUGAAGUGUUGGUUGAUUCAAGUUUUGAAGGAAAUUUUGUAAAAGAGGAUGUGGAGAAGUUGUUUCAGUUAACUCUCAUCUGCAUACAAGAUGAUCCACAUGAACGCCCAACGAUGUCGGAAGUCGUGAGAAUGAUCGAAGAUGGCGAAUGCGAUGAGAGGUGGAAAAAAUUCUUAUGGCAUAAAAGAUUUUUAACCCCUGGGAGUGUCGUCCUUCUCAGUGAAGGAUGGAUGAUCUUUGAUAGUUGCUCUUUGACUGAGGCAGAGUUACUAUCCGAUCCCAGAUGAUUCAGGCAAUAGCUUCGAUGAAACCAGCUCUUUUCACCUUCUCCCUUGUCCAUUUCCGGACAUUCUUAGUUUAUCAAACAUCUCCCAUAAACGGCGUUUGUUUUUGUCCGAUUUCUCUUAUAUUGCAAUCAAAUUUUUAAGUUAA